This is a messenger RNA of Pogonomyrmex barbatus (red harvester ant), 1672 nucleotides long. RefSeq lists its product as uncharacterized. The record is from RefSeq and is a predicted model, not a curated record. NCBI's taxonomy places the organism in Eukaryota, Metazoa, Arthropoda, Insecta, Hymenoptera, Formicidae. Gene Ontology annotation, biological process: regulation of alternative mRNA splicing, via spliceosome.
GAUAAACGCGGUAUCGCGGUUGAGAUAUCACGCUUACAUUUUCCGGGAUUCGUUAUGAACUCGUGAUAUUCGUGAGAAGGCCACGAAUUCUACGCUUUACGAGCAUAUGAUGUAAUUCUUAUAUACUAUACGACCAACAAAUUAGAAUUAGAGGGUUUUCCAAGCAGAAAGGUUAACUUUUACUCUGUGAUUCGAGAAUGUCACUAUAAUUUAAGAAUCUCAGAUAAAUAAACAGUACAUACUCAGUAUGGCUAACAAACAAUACGGUUUAAUCUUACCAAAGAAACAGCAACAGAAUACGGCGCCAAAACUUGGCAAUAUUUUUGGGGAUGACAAUGCCUCCGACGAAGACGAUGGCACCGAUUGGGUCAGAAAGGCUCUCAAGGCAGAAGGUGAAAAAAACAGGAUGAAGAAGCAAACAAAACUUGAUAUACAAAAGGCUCUGAAUGAAGACCCGACAAUCUAUCAGUAUGAUGAAGUAUAUGACGAUUUAGAACGUAGCAAGAACCAAUCUGAUAACGCAAUUAAACACAAAGAAAAGAAAUCCAAAUACAUACAGAAACUUCUAAAAACAGCUGAACGAAGAAAAAAGGAGCAGGAGCAUAGAAUAGAAAGAAUGGUGCAGAAAGAACGAGAAGCAGAAGGUGAGAUGUAUGCAGACAAGGAGAGUUUUGUUACAUCAGCAUACAGAGCAAAACUGGAAGAAUUUAAGAAGAUGGAGGAAGAGGAGGCUAAAAUGAAUAGAUUAGAAGCUAUUGGUGAUGUAACAAAGCAACAAGAUAUGUCAGGGUUUUACCGCCAUUUAUAUAAGCAGACAGUGGAUUAUAAGAGUGAGACUAACAAAGAUGAAAAUGGUGAGGCAAGACAAGAAAAUAUCGAACGAAAGGAAAGGAAAACUUCGAUAGACAGCACAAAUGAAGAAAGUGCAACAGCGAGUAAGAGAGCAAAUGAAAUGGAGGAAAAACAGAGAGCAAUUACAAAAUCUAAAAAAUCAAGACAAUAUAAACAGCGAACCAUAGAGAUGUACGAAUCUGACUCUGAAACAGAAAUAAGUAAAGAAGCGCUACAAAAAGAUAAAACUGUUGUUUUACUGGUGAACAAAGACUCUGUCAGAUCGAACAUACAAGAAUCAGAGGAAAAUAAACAGAAGUUAGAUAAAAACUAUGUAAAUAUGGUUAAAAAUAUCAUAGAUACUAAGGCUAAAGAUAUAAAUAUAAAAGAUACAGAGAUGCUUCAAGAUGACAAAAUUACUUCAGAAAGUGAAAAAGUUGAGAUUAAAGAAAAACUUGUUGAAAAGAAGGAUAGAUCCUCUAUUUGGGAAAAAAGAACUGUAGGUCCAGUAUUCGAAGCAGCAUUACAAAGAUAUCAUGCAAGAAAAGCAAAGAGAUUAGCUAUAGCCACUUAAAUGUAAUCAAUUUAUUAUGUUAGUUGUAUACAAUACUAAUACUAUCUGUUUCACUUUUAUAUUGAUUAAUACAUAAAUACUGGUUUUAUUACAAUGAAAUUAUACAAAAAGAUGAUAUAAUCUCCGAUUGUAAAAAUAUAUAAAAUAAAAAUUAAGGAUAAAUUAUUUUAUGACAUUAAAAAAUUACAAAUGUAUUUUAUGUAAAAAUGUGAUUGCAAGUUAAAAUGCUUAAACGAUAAUUUAAAUAGAUAUAACUGAUUGUAAAAA